AUGAUCAGACCAUUCUAUGAGAAGAAGCUUACAGAAACUCAGCUCCACAAACAUGAGGCCGACUUGGAGAUUAUACUGAAGUACUUUGAUGUUAAAAAAGCCAAGUUUGUGUUUGGGGAGACAGAAAUGGAAAUAACAUUGCAGGACAUAAAUGAAUUGUUUGACCUGCCAACAACUGGUAUUGAAUGGGACCUGAGCAAGAAGGUGCUCAAGGAGGAACGGAAGGCAUCUUCGAUAUUUGACGUCAACAUGAGGAAAGAAACAGUAAUAAAACCUGAUCUGGAAAACAAACUCAGCAAGGAGCUCGGCAAGAAGAAGAACGCUGAUCCUAAGAUAAUUGCUGCACUGCUUAUCAUGUACCUCUUCAAUGCAUUCUUCUUCAGCAGGACAUCAACAACCUUGACAUGGGACCUCAUCAACGCUUGUGAAGACAUAGAUAACAUAAACAGUUUCAAUUGGGCCAAGAUGGUACUAGAUUUUCUGCUGGAUGGCCUUCAGAGUACUGGUUCUUGGAGAAGACCAAGAUCAGAAACUGGAUUCCAAGAAUGGAGGAUGAGAAACCGAGAUUUGUUCCCCAAGCGAGCCAAGACGAGGAAGAGGAGACCAUAA
Rosa chinensis is the source of this 609-nucleotide messenger RNA. RefSeq lists its product as uncharacterized. Bases 1 to 609 code for a protein of 202 amino acids. Lineage: Eukaryota; Viridiplantae; Streptophyta; Magnoliopsida; Rosales; Rosaceae. The transcript is spliced from 3 exons. The record is from RefSeq and is a predicted model, not a curated record.